AUGUCCAUGUCCAUGUCCAUGAUGAGGCCCUCAUCGGUGUCGAUCUUCUUCCCCCUAUUUAUCCUCCUAUCAAUAUCACGCCUCCAUGUCACUGCUCUUCAGGAGCAACAACCCUCUAAUGAUGCCUGCGCCUCCACUGAGUUCCCGAAGCUAUGCCGCUCUAUGGUCAGGUCGUACCGCACUCUGCCCUCAUCCUCCGACUCCGACUUGUCCGGACUUGGGAAGCACUCGGUGAAGCAGAGCCUUACACAGGCGAUGAAGAUGUCAAAGGUGAUAAAGCAUUACCUGUCCCCCAAGAGGAGCCGCUCGCUGAGCCGGCAGUUGCUCAGUGCCCUCCGCGACUGUUCCGACCUCUCUGACUCCACUGUCCGAUUCUUACAGUCUACCCUAAGUGAGUGCGGAGAAGGGGACCUCGCAAGACUGACCGUGGAGGAGAUCGGGCGGGUGCAGACGCAGCUGAGCGGCGUCGUAGCCAAUGAGCGACUCUGCCUCAAUGGGCUUAAAGAGUCAAAUAGCAGCAUCGCGCGGCCCCUCUCUGAGUCAUUGUCAGACGCGAAUCAGAUGUACGGACUGUCCCUUCAGUUAAUGACUCGAGCAUUGACCCAAAACGAGACGCACCAUCAGAUCAGACCCAGAGUUGAGUUUGAGGGGUUCGUGGUCUCGUCGCGCCAUCAUGUGCCACUCAACUAUCUCAUAGAGCUUAAUUUCCGAGGUAUAGCCAAAAACUUCAAUUCAACAUUCGUGCAGAACAUAAGGCAAGGACACUGCAACCCGUUGAAAAAUUGCCCCAGGAGUGGCUAUACUUCCUUUUACUUUGGUGACAGUGGAAUCCUCAUCAAUAACAUUGUGACGGUCGGCCACACCGGCCGAGACCAUUUUCGUUCGAUAACGGAUGCGGUAUCAUCGGCACCGCAUCAUUUGAGGGCUGAGGAUGGGUACUACGUGAUCUAUGUCCGCAGAGGAGUUUACGGGGAGUACGUUAACAUCCCACAUAAUCGGAAGCACAUAUUACUACUCGGGGACGGCAUCGGACAGACCAUAAUCACCGGGAAUCGCAACAAUGAUGAUGGCUGGGGUACUUAUAAAACUGCCAGUUUCGGCGUUGACGGAGACGGAUUUAUAGCCGUAGAUCUGACAUUCAGAAACACUGCCGGUCUCUAUAAGGGCCAGGCGGUUGCUGCCCGGGUCGUCAGCGAUCUCUCAACCUUCUAUAGAUGCAGCUUCGAGGGCUACCAGGACACACUCCUUAGUCAUGCUGGUAGGCAGUUCUUCCGGGAAUGUGACAUAUACGGGACCAUAGAUUUCAUAUUCGGGUUCGCUACAGCGGCUUUCCAGAACUGCAACAUCUAUGCCCGAAAGCCGAAGCCUGGCCAGGCAACUGUGGUCACAGCUCAGGGACGUAAAUACCCCUACGAGACCAGCGGGUUCUCCUUCCACAACUGUACGAUCAAACCCGCUCCUGACAUGGAAAAGAAGCCGAGGGUCGCCUUGAACUACCUAGGAAGGCCCUGGUAUAGCUACUCGAGGACCAUCAUCAUGCAGUCGUACAUCGACAAGUAUAUCCAUCCAAAGGGGUGGACACCGUUUCGCGGCAAUGACGGGCUGAACACGCUCUAUUAUGGCGAGUACGAUAAUCGCGGGCCUGGGUCGGGUACAAGGAGAAGAGUGAACUGGAAGGGAUAUCAUGUGCUGGAUUAUCAACAAGCACAGCAAUUCACGGUCUAUAACCUAACGACAGGAAAUACUUGGCUGCCCCAAACAGACAUUCCACACGUUGGAGGACUUCUUGGUUGAUAUUCCGAAUUAAUGAAAUUGUCUAAUGUCUUAUUUUUUUUUUAUUUUCUUUUAGGUAAA
Messenger RNA from Punica granatum (pomegranate), 1854 nucleotides. The record is from RefSeq and is a predicted model, not a curated record. NCBI's taxonomy places the organism in Eukaryota, Viridiplantae, Streptophyta, Magnoliopsida, Myrtales, Lythraceae.